Molecule: messenger RNA, 1539 nt
Organism: Peronospora matthiolae
Lineage: Eukaryota; Oomycota; Peronosporomycetes; Peronosporales; Peronosporaceae
Source: the annotation of a GenBank genome assembly
AUGGUGGACGACGCCCUUCCACCCAGCAAGAAGCUGCGUCGGAAGCAGGAGAAAGCUCAAUGGCUUGCUGACCGCAAAGCUUCUCAAUUGGCUACAGGCAGUAGAAAGUCCUCAAGAAAGCGUCGGAACCAGCGUCAGAGUCAUUCUAGUGCAACUAUUGAGCUCGUGCCCAUUGUCCACUGCCAGUCGUGCUCGUCCACCAAGUGUACCCAUCGACUGGCAGGCAUAACUUGUGUCGUCCGUAGCAUUAAUCCAUACGUCCAUCGCUUCGCCUUGUUUGUCAAAGGUCGGUGGGUUGGCUCGUCUGUGGGUGAAGUCUUUACCCGUGAGUUUCCGACGCUGUCAGCCACUUAUUGCGCUCGAGCGGUGCAAUUAGGACUCGUUCGAGUGAAUGGAAGCGAGGCAAGUCUCGACUUGGUUCUCAAAAGUGGAGACUUUUUCGAGCACUGGAAGCACCGACAUGAACCAAGUAUCCAUUGUCCAGUAGUAAAAGGACGCGGUCAAAAGCUCGAAACGAAGCGGACGACGACGUCUCUCUCAUCGACGUGGGUACAUUGCGAAACGAACGAGGUGAUGGUCGUUGAUAAACCGUCCGGGAUUCCAGUGCAUCCAACUGGAAGUUACCACUUUAAUUCAUUAGUGCAGAUCCUGCAGCAUGAACGACGUAAAGCUACACAAGGUGAGAUAGAGGUUGAGACGUUGGAGUUGUUCCCAGUCCAUCGACUGGAUCGACUCACGUCUGGGCUGUUGCUACUUGCUAAGUCGGUGGAGAAGGCACGUAGUCUAUCUGCCGAAUUGACUGCUACUUCGUCCGUAGAAGGUUUGGAAAGUCGUCUCGUGCAGAAGUACUAUGUAGCACGAGUGACGGGCGAGUUCCCGCAGGUUGAAGCGACUUCGACGUGGGCACAUGUUGAAGGCGUGAGCUCUGGACUCGUGAAGAUUGAAGCUGUGGAGGACGGCUACUGGCGUGUAACGGCUCCAAUUGGAUUGGAAACUCCACGUCAAGGACAUGUGCGGUGUGUGACUGAAGCUCCGGGUGCAAAGUCUUGUGUUACGCUGAUACGUCUUCACGGAAAAGCUGUGAACGGUCAAAGUAUUGUCGAGUGUCGACUUGUGACAGGGCGGACGCACCAGAUCCGCGUCCACUUGCAGCAUUUGGGCUUCCCUGUUGCGAAUGAUCCGCUUUAUGGCCGGGAGUUGAUUGAAAAUAGUCGAAUCGAGACUUUCGACUAUCGAGCAGGUACAGUUGGAGUUGCAGUACAAGUGAUGGCUAAUGGCUAUGAAACCUCGAACACUGGAACGGAACCGCCUGUUGAAGGUGAAGAUCGAGACGAGGAAGAGCGAUGUAUUUGUGCAUGUGACAUCUGCAUUGGAGCCAUGCAAGAAAAACAAUUGGGGGAAGUGGAGGAGACAGAUGUCUUAUGGCUACAUUCGUAUCGGUACGAAUCGCCAAGCUGGUCUUAUGAAGUGCCACUACCGCGAUGGGCUUAUUUACACGAGGGUGAGCACGAGAUCGAAUACAGAAAGGAAGCGUUGUAA